Molecule: messenger RNA, 3076 nt
Organism: Petromyzon marinus (sea lamprey)
Lineage: Eukaryota; Metazoa; Chordata; Hyperoartia; Petromyzontiformes; Petromyzontidae
Source: RefSeq, a predicted model, not a curated record
AAUUAGAAAAAAGUGGCGUUUAUUUUAACGUUAGCACCUGUUUUGUUGCCAGAUAAAAGGGGAAAACCCUAUUAUCAUAUUUUGAUACUGGCAAAGGAGGUCCCAUGAUAUAUAAAGUCUCUCGAUCAUUAUUAAACCAAGUCGUUUGCCUCGCAGGGAGUGAGAUUCUAAAGCUGAAAAGUGGGCAAAGUCUGCGAGUGGUUCUUUCCCCCUUCUGAAGUGUAACGUGUGUGCAAUGAUGCGUUCGUUCAUGAUUCCGAAUAUGCCAACCCGAGAAAGAGGGAAACAUCUCCCUGGGAAAAGGAGGCAGAAUGAAGAAGCCUUAAGCAUGGGUUACUCAUAUUCUCAAGUAGGUAACGGAGGUAAGUGGACCACGAGUUUUUUUGUAAAUGUGUCGUUAAACCCGCCACCACCGGACACAGCCAAUUAGUAAGGUUCGUCACGUAAACAAAGCAUGCCGAUUAGUUACUGGUACAGCACACCGGUGUGUUGGAGUAAACCCACGUUUACAAUUCGAAGGCGAAGUUUCGCCGGGGUAACUACAACCAGCCUCAUAAGGCGACAGCCAUAAUUCUAACCCACACAAAAAAAUACAAACCUCUUAUGGAUAAUGUUGGUCGCCAAAGGCCACUGACCUCCGUGUUAAACGGAGGGCAGUGGCCUCGGGUGGUUUGGGGCUCCGUUCGUUGAGAAGCGACAACGAAGAUGGCAUUGAGCAGGCGAUGGGAGACCGAGGGGGAGAUUGGAGCGUCGUGGUGUUGCGAGACAUGAGGAUAACGACGGGUGUGAGUCGAGAAGAGGUGGAGGAGAGAGAGAGAGGGAGAAAGCACGUGGAGGGAGAACAUCCGAGCAGCCGACCCCAAACUUUCAUGGAACGCGCGUCAGAGUCGCUGCGCAAGUCUGUGGAUCUCUUUGUGAGGACGAUGGAUGUGGCUGCUAGAGGAGGUGUCCCAGGAGCGGGACUGUUGGCUCAGGAGAGAGGACAAGCGGCCUUGAUGUGGCCCAGAAGAAGGCUGUUGGAAUGUGUAAAAAAAAGUCCAGUUCUUGUAUUUGUGUUGUUGUUGUUGUUGGAUGGACAGAUAUGGGAAGGAGGCGUUUUGUCUCAUUGACAUUGUUUACUUUUAAUUUUGUUUACUUGUAUUGAACACAACGAGGCCAACCUUUUCACCAACUCUGCGUUGCGUGGCAAGGCUGAGCUGGACGAUCACUGGGACCCACUUUUGUUUGCACGUCAUAUCGGCGGUUUCUUUUUGUUUUCACUCAAAAACACACAACAUAGAGCACACGGCAAAUAGCGAGACGCGCAGGGCUCACACCGCUUCCCGGAAUGUGUGGGAUGGGAGUCUCUGCGGAUUAAUAAUUGUACAACCACUGGUCGUCCGACUCGCACGGCGCACGGGAGUUGAUCUGGACGGGAGGCUCCUCGCUGCUGCUACUGCUGUUGCCACUGCUGCUUCUUCUUCUGAUCGGUUCCUUUGGGAGCAGUGACUUGACUGCGGUGUGCACGGUCAAGAGGGAGGCAUGGCCAGGCGACCAGAGAUCCUCCUCCUCCUCCUCGUCCUCGCCGCGGCAGCCGCGUCACCCUCGCUCGGCCAAACCAUCUCCUGUCCGCCCGGGUGCACGUGCAGCCGCUCCAAGCACCUGGUGAGCUGCCACGGCGAGGCCCUCACCUCGCUGCCGGCCACGCUGCCGGACAACACCGACAUGCUGGUGGUCAGGGGCUCGCUGCUCACGGGGGCGCUGACCUUUCCCUGCUGGUCGCACCCCCUCGACUACCUGGAGAUCGCCGGCAACCGGGCGGCCCUGCGGCUGGCCCGCGACUCGUUCGGUAACCUGCCCCAAGUCGCCGUGCUUCUCUUCUCCGGCAACCGGGUGGCGGGCGGCCUGCCGGCCGGACUGCUCGCGCCCCUCAAACGACUCCGCUGGGCGGACCUGUCCAACAACAGCCUGGCGGAGCUGCCCGGCUCACUGUUCGCGGGCGCCUCCGCGCUCGGCUACCUGGACCUCUCCAACAACGCCGUCGCCUCCCUGCCGCCGGGGAUUUUUGAAGAUCUCGGCAACCUCGACACGCUCCUCCUCUCCGGCAACAACCUCGCCGCGCUGCCCGGCACGGUAUUCGGCUCGCUGCGCCGGCUGGAAACGCUGGACCUGUCGUACAAUCGUCUCGGGUCCGUCAGCGGCGUGCACUUUGCCGCCUUGAGCGCCCUCAAGGACCUCCGUCUCAACGGCAACUUCAUCCGGGCGAUCGACGUUGCCGUGUUCCGGCCGCUGGCGAGCCUCGAGAGCCUGUCGCUGGCUUUCAACGCGAUCCCAUCGGUGCCAAGCCAGGCGUUCGACGGACUGAGGAACCUCACUCGGCUGGACCUGGCUCACAACAACCUGAGCGCCGUGGCCCAGGGCCUGCUCUGCGGCAUGAAGGACCUCGAGUGGCUUUACCUGGCGCACAACUCCAUCCAGGAAAUCACGGCCGACAUAUUCGUGGAGAACACGAAGCUCAAAGGCGUGCGCUUGGAGGGAAACGCCCUGCAGAGAUUGCCCGAGCAGAUGCUGCAGGGUCUCGCCUCCCUGGAGGAGCUCUACCUGAACGGCAACCGCCUCUCGGAGCUCCCCGACGGACUCCUGGCCGUGGACAAGUUGGGCGUUAAGGUGCCCGUCUUCCUCGACUUGUCCCACAACGAGCUGAGCGCUGUGCCCCAGGGGAUCGCGCGAUUACUCGCCCAGCGGAUGUUCAUCCUCAUCCUGCACGACAACCCGCUGUGCAGCGCGCCGGCGCAGGGCCCGGGCGAGAGCCACGUGAGGAAGGCCUGCAAGCUCGGCACGCGAGGCGGCACGGCGAGACCGUGAAGGUUGUGGUUGGAGGUGGCCCGGUGGGUUCAGAGGGUCGGUGCGCCGAGAUGGCACCACGGGAGACCCCUCUGGGUUCGGGUCUAGGCAGCUUGGCGUGUCAUUAAUAGCGGGGGGGUGGGGUUUCAAGAGUGGUGAGUUAAAAACGGUCACAUCUUGGUCACCCUAAUGAAUACAAACUCUUUGGUUCUAUUCGGUAAAGUCACGUAUGUAAAAAUAAAAAAUAAAAACG